AUGCAUGGCGCAGCCGCUUUAGAUCCUAUGCACAUGAUGCUGAUGGGCGGAAGUUUACCCUACCAAAUGCCAUCUGACCUAUCUGCGGUAGGUAUGACAUCGUUCGACCAGGCUGGUCCCGCUCUUGCCGCCCAACCUUUACCUUCCUACAACAGUGCCUUCUUUCCAGCUGGACCAAGUGGAAUCCUGGCACCGGAAGCAAAACCGUCAAUCGAUAUUAAACCACAAAUCAAUAACAGUGAACAAGAUAUACAACCGGUCGAACAACACUAUAUGGGCGCUUCCAAUAAAAACUUGGAUGCGACUCUCUACGCUAACGCCGGUCCGUCAACGAUGGCUGCACUGAUGCCUGGCUAUGGCAGUGCUGCUCCAUGGUCACUGCCAACGAUCAACUCAUUCUCAGAUCAAGAUACUACCUCUCUCUACACAUAUAAUGGAGCCACUCUCUACGCUAACGCCGGUCCGUCAACGAUGGCUGCACUGAUGCCUGGCUAUGGCAGUGCUGCUCCAUGGUCACUGCCAACGAUCAACUCAUUCUCAGAUCAAGAUACUACCUCUCUCUACACAUAUAAUGGAGCCGUAUGA
Cooperia oncophora is the source of this 585-nucleotide messenger RNA. The record is from the annotation of a GenBank genome assembly. Lineage: Eukaryota; Metazoa; Nematoda; Chromadorea; Rhabditida; Trichostrongylidae.